Actinia tenebrosa (Australian red waratah sea anemone) is the source of this 4482-nucleotide messenger RNA. RefSeq lists its product as uncharacterized. The record is from RefSeq and is a predicted model, not a curated record. NCBI's taxonomy places the organism in Eukaryota, Metazoa, Cnidaria, Anthozoa, Actiniaria, Actiniidae.
UUUAGAAGUGUAGUUUCUAUAAUUAUAUACAUUAUUGAAUGAAUAGAAKCUCGUUUUUAAUUUGUUACGAAAAAAAUGUAAUAACCCAAAAUAAACCCUUAAAAUAUUGGUAUUUUUCUAAAUAGAAAAAAUGGAGCAAAAAUGUUUCUCGUGGGAGGUCUCCUGAGUAGACGUUUGCACCACUUCGGCCCAGAGAUCUGCACACAUGUGAAAGUAGAUGCUAUAAGCUAAAGACUAAAAGACUAAAUGCAGUUUUAAUGCAGAGCUGUGUUUCAUAAGUUUAACAGCCUUCUUCAACAUGUACUAUCCAUUUUCUCUUGUGGUUCUUUUUUCUAUCUGCCUUCACCAGUACCACUGUAUUACAAUCGGAGACGAAGAACACAAUGUUUUACAGGAAAUUGUCCAAGAAUUUGAGAACUCACCGACAGAUUCCAGAUAUGACCAUGUCAUUUACUUGCCUAUCGGCCAAGCUCACAUUGUUCCAAAAGUCUUUAUCUGGUGCCCAAUGAAGCAUUUUCAAAUGCCUUUGAGAUGUCCUGUUGACAACUACCCAUUGAGGUUUAGAGGCUUUACUAAAUCAUUGCGAGUGCAUAAGAACAAGGAACGUUCACCAAGACUAGUGUAUGACAUUGGGGGCAAUAUUCUUCUUGUGCAGUCUUAUUAUGUGUGUGCUCUUGAAGAUCAAGAUAAGUGUCAUGGAUAUUUAUCAGCAGCUUCUGAAAUCAUGGAAAAACUCCCAGUCAACGUGGCCCAGAAGUUACCUCUUUUUCUUCACUACAAAAGUGGGUUUUCCAAUGACUUUCUGGAUUUCCUGCUUGUCAGCUUAAGUCAAGGACACACCUUCCAAGAGAUCUCUGAGAUGAUAUCAUCACUGAAUUAUCGCAAGUUUGUGCAAAGAAAUAAUCUUGCUGGGGUGAUAGACCUUGCGAGAGAUUUCCACGACAAUAUUCUUUAUUCUACAAGCGGUAGUGAUAAACUGAUGCAUGUGUUUUUGUGGGACUUUGAGAAGAACAACAAAGCAUAUGAAAUGCACUUGAAUAACAUUCCUUGUAGUACCCUGGUUUGUGAUAGUUCAUUUAAGUUGGAAAGAAAAUGUAAAGUCAAAGGACCAACUACCUCUUUAAUCAAGAAUAUGCAUCUUGAUAACAUUUUUCUUGGCUUAAAUGAAAAUGGAGAGGUAGUCAUGUGGAAGCCUGUUGAUUCAUCAAACUUUGAAGAGCUGAGAGACAUUCUUGUAGCAUUUAGAGACAGGUUGAAAGCAAGUGAACAAGAACUUAAUGCUGUCCUUGUUCCUAACUGUUGUGACAUGAGAAUGAUGUAUCAACAAAUCUUCCCAGAAGUUCAGGUUAAGAUGGGAAUAGCACAUGCUGUCAGGAGUGUGGCAGAAUCACUGCCUAAAGACCAUCCUGAUACACAAGUCUUUUGUUGUAAGCUAUAUCAAAURUUUAGGAACUCUCAGGAUCGGGAGGAAGAACGAAAGGAGGAAUCUACGUCUCCUCUUGAAAUCGAAGCCAAUCUUGACAACUUGUUGACCAAUUGGAGAAGCAAACUUUUGGAACCCACAAUGGUUGCAAUUGACAGACUCAGACGUCACAUCAGGCGAGGGUGCUUGUCAGGGAUUCCUCCAGGAGAAGGCACUGAGAAGUUUGACAGCUUACAUAGACAUAUUCAGAAGUCAUUUCUGAGUCGUGUUACAGUUGUCACACCAGAAAUGGCCUUUGCUAUUUUUACGUGCUUGAUUUAUGCCUGGAAUUGUAAAAAGCAGAUCAAGAGUCACUACAAGGGCAGAAAGGCUGUUCCACUUGUUCCUAUAGAAGCACACAAGAACCAUCCUAAGCCAUCAUCAGAGAAACCUGAUCCAAUUAAGCUUAACAUCAAAGCCUUAGGAGACCAAAGCGUAGAACCAUUGAUUAUCGAAUGUUCUCAAACAGGUGAUGAUUCCAAUCCAGUCACCUCGAUGCUGGUAAUCACACCAGAUGUCGUAGAGUACAUGUUCACAAGACUACUGCAUAUCCUAGACCUGGUCCAUGCAUUCAAGAUCAAGUGCCAAAAGGCCUUCAGUGUUACAGAUUUCCCUAUUCUCUCCUCUACGUAUGGGAUCUCUUUUCAUCAAAGGCUUGUUGUUGAGGCAACUGAGCAGGAAGCAAAUGCCCAAAUCCUGCGAAAGAACCUUUCUGACUUUGGUUUGCAGAUAGACAAUGUCGCUGGGGAUGGUAACUGUUUAUUUAGGAGUAUCAUUCUCCAAGUAAAAAAACUAGCUCAGGUUUCUUCAGAGCUGCAGCAGUUUUUAGUAUCCAUCAAAUUGGAUAAGUCUGUAGAAGAAGACACAGCACAUCUUCGAAAACUCUUUGUAACCGAACUUCRAGACAGUUUAGCUGCUUAUAAGGACUGGAUUGACAUGGAGAAAGUCAAUGUGGAAGAAGAUUUAAAGAAUUUUCAACAAAGUGGUUUUUUUUCCAGUGACAUUGGAGAUUUGUGCGUGAAAGUCUGUGCCAACUUACUGCAAGUUCCUAUCAUUGUUGUACCUUCCUUGCCUAACGUCAAGUUUUUCCCUUUCCUGCCAACUAAGUUUACAUCAACUACACCUAUAUAUGUUGCUUAUAAUCACACUGGUCCAGGGCACUACGAUGGGACAAAGGAAAUAACAGCGCUCACCCGUUCAAACACGAAGUGCAAGUGUGGCCGAUCCUACAAGUACAAAUCCGAAGAUCCUUCCUCCAAAACCUUCUGUGGAGAAGACAGCAAGUGCCCGUGUGCAAUGGCCAACACCCCAUGCAUUGCAUGCCAGUGUUUCAGCUGUGACAACAAACCCACCGUAGACUCUGGCAUAUCUUGCAAGUGCGGGUUUCGUAGAUGGGUUCGUAAGCGCACAGUGCAUGGUUCAGUAGAUGUGUCUUGUCUUAACAAGGAACGAGCAACCUGUGUCUGUGCCAAAGCCGGGCUGGAGUGUAACCAGAACUGUAUUUGYCAAAACUGUGGGAAUGGCAAGCCUAAAGAAGAACCCCUAGUGGAAGACAACCACGAAGACACUCCCCAGAAAAGAGCUCGCAAGGGAAUCAAACGCAGGUCAUGGGGAACAGAUCUCAAGGGUUCAUCUUUCGAAUCUGAGGAGAAGACCAACAGCGAAUGGUCAGAACAAGAAGUGAUAUGUUUGAUGGUUUGUAGAGAGGUUCUGGAGGCGUGUAACGUUGAACAGAAUGUCAAUAAUAUCAGUCAAGUUUACCGGUACAUCGCUGGCUCCAAGAACAAUAAAGACUUGGGUUUGUCCAUAAGAAGCAAGGAAGAUUCCGAUAUCCAUGCAAAACUGUCGUUCUUGCACUCUAUCAAACCCGCCAGACUGUUUAUCGCUACGGUAGAGACUAAUACACAGGUUGAAUGAACUGUGUACCGAGUGUUCUAACCCUCCAGACUGUUUAUCGCUACGGUAGAGACUAAUACACAGGUUGAAUGAACUGUGUACCGAGUGUUCUAACCCACCAGACUGUUUAUCGCUACGGUAGAGACUAAUACACAGGUUGAAUGAACUGUGUACCGAGUUUUCAAACCCACCAGACUGGUUACCACAGGAACGGCGAUCGAUAAAUAAGUUGAUUGAACCGGGUACCGAUAAGAACCACGGGAAGGCAUUUCAAGAAGCUUAAAUCUACCGAACUUUUUCUUUUCUUUUUUUYYCCCCUGAAAUUUACAGAAAUUCAAGUUUAAGUUAUCGAGUUUGGUAUCAAACUGCAAUAGUUCUGAACAGUUGUCAUAAGUAUUAUCACAGUGUGCAGUACACAACAUUUAGAUUCACGGCAGCCAUGUUGUGGUGCAGGAACAGGGAAAUGGUAUUGUAAAGGCCGGUUUAGACGGAUACGAUUUUCGCCUACAACUAUCGUAUACAACACGCUCGCGCCAUCCUACAACUCGAGUCGUAGCGUGCAAAUCAAGCCUACAACUCACCUACGACAGACGCGAGCGUGUUGUGUACGAUAGUUGUAGGGAAAAAUCGUACCGUCUAAACCGGGCUUGAGAAAAAACAUUUUACUUUCCUAAAAAAAACAUUCUGUUGCAUCUUACUACAUAAUGGCUGCCUUAAAACCCCUCUACAUAGACCUUUUCAGCUUUGGCAUAUGUUUUUUUUAAUAUCUCAUAUCUUCUCAAGCGUUAUUGUUAAACAAAGGUCUCGUAUCUUGCCUUUGAAUAUUCUCCUUCAUAUAUUACGAGCGUCRAAGCAGAUUAUAUCCCUUAUAUUAAAUCAUCUAAGGCCUCGGCCACAAGAUAUUUUUGGUAACUGAGAUACUCUUGAAGAUCUUGUAUGUUAGAUGUGAUUUUAAGGCAAUCGUGAUCGCCUUGGGUAUAAAAUGUUUUAAAGGUACGUUUUCAAAAAUUCAUUCACAAGUGUAUAUUUUCUAUUUCAUCGUACUUUUAUUAAAAACCUGUCAUUCUUCACGCACAAAUAGCCUGAUAACUUGAUCAACGAAAAUAAAUGACAAAAGACGCUAA